This is a messenger RNA of Pieris napi, 417 nucleotides long. It is a transcript of the gene HLH4C, whose product is annotated as helix-loop-helix protein 1. The transcript is spliced from 2 exons. The coding region runs from base 1 to 417 and encodes 138 amino acids. Gene Ontology annotation, molecular function: protein dimerization activity; RNA polymerase II cis-regulatory region sequence-specific DNA binding; DNA-binding transcription factor activity, RNA polymerase II-specific. NCBI's taxonomy places the organism in Eukaryota, Metazoa, Arthropoda, Insecta, Lepidoptera, Pieridae. Gene Ontology annotation, biological process: regulation of transcription by RNA polymerase II. The record is from RefSeq and is a predicted model, not a curated record.
AUGAAGAGCUGGUUAGAAGCUACCAAUAUGGAGGACGGAUCGUUGCCCUGUAUGCUGGCUGACACAAGGGAGGCUUUGUUACCAAUAACUGGUUGCGAAAACAUGGCGCCUAGAAAAAGAGAUCGAUCUUUGGAGCCCUGCGCUGUAUCCGAAGAAGCUUAUCUGUCUAGUGGAGCGGGAUCACCGUACGCCGGUCUAUCGCGAGAAGAGAGAAGACGAAGAAGGAGAGCCACUCUAAAAUACAGAACAGCGCACGCUACAAGGGAGAGAAUAAGAGUUGAAGCAUUUAACGCAGCGUUUGGUUCACUUCGGAGACUUCUCCCAACUUUGCCACCAGACAAAAAACUGUCAAAGAUUGAAAUUCUUCGACUGGCUAUAUGUUAUAUUGCUUAUUUGAAUCAUGUUUUGGAUGCGUGA